Lactuca sativa (garden lettuce) is the source of this 1215-nucleotide messenger RNA. Its product is annotated as protein GAMETE CELL DEFECTIVE 1, mitochondrial. The record is from RefSeq and is a predicted model, not a curated record. Lineage: Eukaryota; Viridiplantae; Streptophyta; Magnoliopsida; Asterales; Asteraceae.
GUUGGACUCACCAGUCACCACAACGGCGUAACCAUUUCCACUUCCACAAACAAAAUGAAAAAAAUUGGCAGCUUUUCGUCUCUAAUCAACCGCCGAUGCUCCGCCACCGCCAAAACCUAUCUCAGACGGCUAUCAACCAAGACAUCCGAUGGCCGAGACGAAUGGAACGAUGCGUGGGAAACAGCGUGGCUCCCUGAAUAUUUAUCCGCGAAAAACCGAGCACCAUGGGAAGCAGACGUCAAUUUCUCUAUUGCCGAUACACCAGAGGCUCUCGAUCCAGAUACGAAGGCGUUCGUUGAAGACAUGAGUGAUAAUUGGGAGCAGAGGAGGAAAAAGGUCGGGAGUAAGAGCAAGCGACAGGAAGAAGAAGAAAGGCUGCUGAAGAUGAAAGAAGAAGGAAAAUCAUUGUAUAGUUUGGAGAAUGUGAAAAUGGAUUAUAGGGUUAUGAAACAAAGGGUUCAUGCUGGUUUAUGGGUUAAAGAGAUUGAGAAGAUGGAAGAGGCUAAAUUGGGUGAUUCCAGUGGAGGCGCUGGUGAUGAUCUCGAUAGAUUCCUUGACAGCGCUUCUGAGAUUUUCGACUCAAAACCUACAGAUUCUUCCGAUUUGAAGAACAAGCCAGAUGGAUGGGAAACAACGUCAAAGGCACAAGAUGGGAACAUCUGGGAAAUGACCCAAAGAGAAGAAGACAUUCUUCUUCAAGAGUAUGAACGUCGAAUCGCCUUCAGCAAAUUCCAGAUCGCUAGCUUUAUAAAACAACACAUAUUCAGUAGAAGGAGACCGAUUGAUGGAUGGAAGUACAUGAUUGAAGAAUUAGGGCCAAAUGCAAGAAGAGGGAAGGGAAGUGUUACAAGAUUACCUAGUCUUGCUGAUGCCUCCACUCAACCAUUUAAAGAGGAGAAGAUCCCAAUUAGUACUGGUGUUCCGACUAGGGGAAGAUAGGCCUGGUGCCACUUAUUUAGAGCAUCCACAAUUUCCACAAUUCUAAAAAAAAAAAAAAAAAAAAAAACUCCACAAUGGUAUAUAACUUUUCAUCAACUUAUUUCAGUAGACAUGUAAUAGAUUGUUCAUUGAAGGGUUAAAAUAGCAACCGGCUUCCAUUAAUUUCUUUAUUAUACCAAAAAUCUACCCGUGCGUUGCAAUGUCUUGUGUCAUCCAAAUACAAAAUUAAAAAACUUUCUGAAUUAAUAAGAAGAAUAUUGGAAGUACAUUGCUAUA